Molecule: messenger RNA, 675 nt
Organism: Alnus glutinosa
Lineage: Eukaryota; Viridiplantae; Streptophyta; Magnoliopsida; Fagales; Betulaceae
Product: nucleoside diphosphate kinase 1
Exons: 4
Coding region: 106-552 (148 amino acids)
Biological process (GO): CTP biosynthetic process; GTP biosynthetic process; UTP biosynthetic process
Molecular function (GO): nucleoside diphosphate kinase activity
Source: RefSeq, a predicted model, not a curated record
CCAUAUAUAUAUCUAUAAAUACCACUACUCUUUCUCUCAAAUCAUAAAGUCACGCUCUCACUUAUCUUCAGAGGUUUAACACAAAAAUACUUCACAGAGAAAACGAUGGAGCAGACCUUCAUCAUGAUCAAGCCCGAUGGCGUCCAGAGAGGCUUGGUUGGUGAGAUCAUUAGCAGAUUUGAGAAGAAGGGCUUCUAUUUGAAAGGUUUGAAGCUCAUAACUGUGGACCGUUCUUUUGCUGAGAGGCACUACGCCGACCUGUCUGCAAAGCCCUUUUUCAGUGGGUUGGUUGACUACAUUAUAUCUGGUCCUGUUGUUGCUACCGUUUGGGAGGGUAAGAAUGUUGUGACAACUGGUCGAAAGAUUAUUGGAGCCACAAACCCCUCGGACUCUGCCCCUGGAACCAUUCGUGGUGAUUUUGCAGUUGAAAUUGGCAGGAAUGUCAUUCACGGAAGUGAUUCAGUUGAGAGUGCAAGGAAAGAAAUUGCACUGUGGUUCCCUGAAGCGCCUGUUAGCUGGGAGAGCAGCCUCCACUCCUGGAUCUACGAGUAAAUGCUUGAUUGAGUUGUUUGAUGCCCGGCAUCCUCCUCGCUCCGAGUAUUGUUAUGACUACUAUUUGAUCUAGUUAUGAAGUUUUGGCUUAGCUUGUUAUGUCUGUUUCCUUGAAACUUUAGA